AUGUCGCAAUUCGGGUUCAUGAAGCGCGUCGGCGCGUCGGAUCGUGCCGUCGCUGUCCUCAACGACCAGCCCCAACUCUUCACCACGCUCGUCCUCGUCCUCGUCGGCCUCGCCGCGCAGUGCGGGUUCCUAUACUUCAUCCACUACGCCACACUCAAGCCCGAGCAAAAGAACAAGAAGAAGAAGGAGGACGGCCGGAAGCGCGCCGGCACCGGAGCCGCAGGCGGCAAGGGUGGAGGAGGAGGGUCUGGCAGCACGCGCUUCUUUGGCUUCAGGAGGUCAUGA
Molecule: messenger RNA, 285 nt
Organism: Emericellopsis cladophorae
Lineage: Eukaryota; Fungi; Ascomycota; Sordariomycetes; Hypocreales; Bionectriaceae
Exons: 1
Coding region: 1-285 (94 amino acids)
Source: RefSeq, a predicted model, not a curated record